This is a messenger RNA of Aspergillus saccharolyticus JOP 1030-1, 1932 nucleotides long. Its product is annotated as glycoside hydrolase. NCBI's taxonomy places the organism in Eukaryota, Fungi, Ascomycota, Eurotiomycetes, Eurotiales, Aspergillaceae. Gene Ontology annotation, biological process: L-arabinose metabolic process. Gene Ontology annotation, molecular function: alpha-L-arabinofuranosidase activity. Bases 1 to 1878 code for a protein of 625 amino acids. The transcript has 9 exons. The record is from RefSeq and is a predicted model, not a curated record.
AUGCAUCUGACUUCCCUAUCAGUCUGGGCCGCGACUUGGCUCGCCGGGCAGACCAUCGCUCUUGACUUGACCGUUUCAAAGACUGGCGGUAAUGCAUCGAGCCCUCUACUCUACGGAAUCAUGUUUGAGGACAUCAAUAAUUCUGGCGAUGGGGGCAUUCACGGCCAAGUGCUCCGCAACAACGGCUUCCAGGGCACCAGCCCUGGCUUGACGGCAUAUGCUGCGGUAGGCAAUGUCAACAUCACACAGGACACAUCCAACCCUGUGAGCAGCGCUAUCACCUCCUCCCUCAAGGUCUCCGUACCGUCAGGGACCACCGGCUACGUCGGCUUCGCCAAUACGGGAUAUAAUGGCGUGCCGGUACUGGCCACGACAUAUAGCAAUUCGUUCUACAUCAAGGGAGCCUACUCCGGCACGGUCAACCUUCGUCUGGUCGGAACCUCCAGCGGAAUCGUCUAUGCGGACCAUAACAUCACAGUGACAAGUACUGCAGCCAAAUUCACCUCCUACGAGACCAGCUUCGAGUCUAGCCAGGCUGACGAUGCCAACAAUGAGUGGCAACUACGGUUUGACGCCUCCAAGGUGGCGGGGAAGUCUCUCAACUUUGGUCUCGUGCAGCUAUUUCCACCCACGUACAAGUCGCGAACGAAUGGCUUGCGGAACGACGUGGCGAGCUUUCUGGCUGAGAUAAAGCCCUCUUUUCUGCGGUUCCCCGGAGGUAAUAACCUUGAAGGAGCUUCUCCUAGCAAUCGGUGGAAGUGGAAUGAGACAAUUGGGGCAGUGGUCAACCGUCCAGGCCGACAGGGGGAUUGGACGUAUGCAAACACUGAUGCACUGGGUCUGGAUGAGUACCUUUACUGGUGUGAGGAUAUGGGGAUGGAGCCAGUCCUCGCCAUCUGGGACGGACUCUCUCUCGGGGGCGGCAUUGUGACGGGGUCCGCACUGAACCCUUACAUUGAUGAUGUUCUCGAUGAACUCGAGUACGUGCUUGGUUCAACAUCCACCCAGUACGGCGCACUGCGAGCCAAAAACGGUCGCAGUGAGCCCUGGCCCGUCAAAUAUAUCGAGAUUGGCAAUGAAGACAACGAGAGCGACGGGUGCAGCACUUACGCGAGUCGGUUCACAGCAUUCUAUGAUGCCAUUCAUGCCCAGUACCCAGAUCUCACCAUCAUAACCUCGACAACUUCGAGUUCGUGUCUGCCAACGACAUUGCCAGAUGGCGUCAUGACUGAUAUCCACCACUACCUCUCGCCCGACUCCUUCGUCGCGCAGUUCGACGAGUUUGACAACUACUCUCGGGAUCAUCCCAUUCUGGUGGGAGAAUACGCCAGCACGACUGGCAAUGACGGAAGCACCACUUACUGGAGCUACAUGCAGGGCAGUUGUGCCGAAGCGGUGUAUAUGAUCGGCCUCGAGCGGAACAGUGAUGUUGUCCAGAUGGCCAGUUUUGCGCCUCUCCUGGAACAUUUUGACUUGGCUGAGUGGUCGCCGGAUCUCUUCGGUCUCGAUUCCAGUCCCGAUUCUAUCACCGGGUCGACCUCGUAUUAUGUCCAAAAAAUGUUCUCCACCAACCGGGGAACGACCAUACUUCCGGUCACCAGCUCGGGAGAUUUUGGACCUGUAUACUGGGUCGCCUCGGUGUCGGAUGAGCAAGUCUACUAUGUAAAAUUGGCAAAUUAUGGCUCGACAGCUGAGAAUGUGACGAUCACGGUGGCGGGAACCACCCAUGGGUCCUUGGAGUUGUUGACUGGCGGCGAGACGGUCAGCAAUUAUCCUCACGAUAUCUCCAUUACUCCUACCACGUCGACUGUGUCAGGCAAUGGAACCUUCAAAGUGAGUCUGCCAGCCUGGGCGGUUGCUGUGCUUGCCGUCUCCUGAAAUAUUGAAACGAUCGCGGUAUUGGAAGAUGCGAACAACUCUUUGUGAGACAAG